CACGUGACUUUUUGUUCCGGCUUUGUAAGAUGGCGCGUGAAAACAAUACAUUUAUAAUCUAACAAAAAACAAUCAAAACAAAUCUAUUGUGAACAAACGAAACGUAUAUAGUUCACCAAUUGUAUUAUCAAUCAAUUUUAUUUGCAAAGAGAAUUGUCAGAAUAAAACAAAAACUCUAAACGAAGAAAACAACAAAUGAUGGCAGCCUCUGAAACAAAUUCAAACUUCGCAACACAUGUGAUACAAAAUAAUAAUAUUACACAUGCAGUUUCUCAAGAACAAAGAAAAGGUGAAGGCUAUGGUUCUACAACAAUUUCACUAUCUGAAGCUGCUCAGUGUCUUAAAAAUUUGGGUGAAGAAGGUAUAUUGUGUGACGAUGCUUUACUUCGCCUUACAAUGUCAAGUACAUCUGAACACGGAGAAACUGAAUUUCUAGAUGCAAAAAAUAGUCGUGUUAAACGUCCCAUGAAUAGUUUUAUGGUUUGGGCUCAAACAGCUAGAAAAAAACUUGCUGAGAAAUAUCCUCAUCUUCACAAUGCUCAUUUGAGUAAAAUGCUUGGUAAAUUAUGGAAAAUGUUGUCACCUGAUGAAAAACAGCCUUACGUGUUAGAGGCAUCACGGCUCGACAAACUACAUAAAGAUGAACAUCCUGAAUAUAAAUACCGACCUAGGAGGCGACCUAAAGGGCUUAAAAGAGGAUAUAGCACUCCAACUAUGAUAGUGAGUCCAACUACAACAAGUAAACCUUACACAAUUCCUUCUAAUUGGGCUCGAAUUGUUCAUGCGCCAGAAAAUGAAAAUUUGAUCUCACCACGAGCAGAGGCAGCUCAAAUUGUUUAUGCUACAGAUGGCAUGCAAUAUUAUGCUGUUCAGAAGGGAAGUGGUUUUACGCCAACGAUGGCUCAUCAUCAUGGAAAUUCUGUUAUUGUAUCUCCCACAAAUCAACCCAUUACACUUGUUCAAUCAACGUCAGCUCCUACUUCAAAUUACCCGGCUUAUGUUACAGUACCGAUGCCUGCAACAUCAACUGCAAUUUUUCAUCCAAUUGCUAUUCCUGUGCAGGGUGUUCACACUCCGGCCUUUGUUCUUAGGUCUUCAUACCCUGGUAGUAAUAUUUUAUCUCCAUCGGCUAUUCCUAUUGCUUAUCAUAAUAUAGAUCAUAGAACAAUUGAAUCGCAUAUGCAACCUAACCAACAUAUAAAAACAGAAAGUACGAACACUAUUGUUAAGACACCUGAUGGUGAAACUAUUGUUAUUAUACAAAGACCAAUAGAUGGUCAUGUUGUUCCGUUUCAGUUAAGAGAAGUUCCUUCGGGAGCUACCAAUACUAUAACAGUUGUUCCUCAGUCUCAGGUUAUACAACAACAUAUUGUACAAACUCCAAAUAACCAAGAGACAAAAAUAUUAUAAUAAAUACAA
Hydra vulgaris (swiftwater hydra) is the source of this 1419-nucleotide messenger RNA. Its product is annotated as transcription factor SOX-18. NCBI's taxonomy places the organism in Eukaryota, Metazoa, Cnidaria, Hydrozoa, Anthoathecata, Hydridae. The record is from RefSeq and is a predicted model, not a curated record.